AGUGCGCUUAAUCUGUGCACAGAAUUGUGUUAUACUAUUCGUACUUUAGUUUUUUGUAUUUUGAGCUGAAGAUCUAUGGCUUCUACAUUCGAAAAUAUGUCAUCAAAAAUGAAACACAUUGUUUUGUUUAACCGUUCAGUAUGCAUAAUAGAUAUUUGUGUAAGACCUGAAAUUACAUCGAAUGUGAUUUGUGCGUGUGACAUCCUCCUGGACAAUAUUUGGACUCGAAUUUAUAAUUCGACAGUACUAUGAAAUAAUUUUUUCGGUACCAAAAGGAAGAGACGUCAGCUAAUUCUUUGCAGAAAACAGUAACCAUCAGUAGAAACGUACGCUUUGCCAGUACGACACAAAAUGUCUUUCCCGACUUAGACUGUAAUGACUGUUCCCCUAGGCGAUCAAUCAAGAGAAUUAUUUGACGAGCUGAAGUCCGAUUUCAGCCGAAAGCUGCGAACUCUACGUCAGUCGUACUCGGUGUACUUGAUUCGCAAAGCGAUAUACAAAAAUCAUUUGUUAUUCUUGCUUAGGGCGGUAGAUUGUUCCAUGUUUUGAAUGCGGUAGCAUUGCGCUGUUCGAUGUUGAGCUUCGUGCAGCGACGCGGUCUUCCGUGUUUGUGAAGCGAGCACUUGCAGAAAAAGAAAAUGCGUAUCGUGGUGCUCUUCGUUUUCCUUUUUCUAGUGCAUGAAAUUCGCGCGAAUCACGAAAGUCAUGUUCAACUUGAUUUGGAUAUUGGCUCAAGCAGGGAAGCAUUGAGAACCGACGAUGAAGUGAUAAAACGAGAAGAAGAAGCAAUCAAAACUGAUGGCCUUAAUGUGUCGCAAGUAAAGCAGAUGAAGGAGGCGGUACAAAAAUUUACUUUUCAGGCGGAAGUUAGCCGAAUGAUGAAACUCAUAAUUAAUUCCCUGUAUCGCAAUAAGGAAAUAUUUUUAAGAGAGCUUAUUUCCAAUGCUUCUGAUGCACUUGAUAAAAUUCGUCUUUUGUCUCUGACAGAUGAUUCUGCCCUGAGUGCAACAAGUGAGCUGGUCAUAAGAAUAAAGAUUGACCAAGGUGAUCGGAUUGUUCAUAUCACUGACACUGGGAUUGGGAUGACAAGGAAAGACCUCAUAAACAACCUUGGAACUAUAGCGAAGUCCGGAACUUCAGAUUUCUUUGGUAGAAUGCAAAAUUCAUCUUUCACAAAAGAGGAAAUGAGUGACCUUAUUGGACAGUUUGGUGUUGGGUUCUAUUCUUCUUUUCUUGUUGCUGAUAAGGUAGUGGUGAAGAGUAAGCAUAAUGAUGACAAGCAGUAUAUAUGGGAAUCAGAUGCAGGAAGCUUUUCCAUCACAGAGGAUCCUGAUGGUGACAGUUUGAAACGAGGAACGACAGUAAGUCUUCAUCUGAAAGAAGAUGCUUAUGAAUACACAGAUAGAGAAACUGUCAAAAAGUUAGUCCAGAAAUAUUCACAGUUUAUAAACUUCCCUAUUUACCUUUGGCACCAAAAAACUGUAGAAGAAAAGGUCAUUGAAACUUCUAUGAAGGAAACAAAAACAACAGAAGAUGAUUUGGGCGUGGAAGAAGAGCUGCAAGAGAAUGAAGCUAUAACUGUAAAAAAAUUAGUAGAUGACUGGGAGCUACUAAAUGUUGAUAAGCCUAUCUGGACUAGGAAGCCAUCGGAAGUGCAAAAUGAAGAGUACUACGAAUUUUACAAAGCACUGACAAGAGAUACAAAAAAUCCGUUAGCAAAAAUGCAUUUUGCAGUAGAAGGUGAUGUUGCUUUCAAAGCUGUUCUGUUCAUCCCACAAGAACAACCAGAAGAGAUUCUAAAAAAUUAUGGGAAGUGGACAGAUAAUAUCAAGUUUUAUGUACGUCGGGUGUUUAUAACAGACGAGUUCAAAGACAUGCUGCCAGACUAUAUACAAUUUGUGAAAGGUGUUGUUGAUUCUGAUGACCUGCCACUUAAUGUAUCUCGUGAAACACUUCAGCAACAUAAAUUAAUAAAAGUCAUUCAGAGAAAAGUUAUUCGGAAAGCAAUUGAUAUGAUGCUUCAGCUUGAAAAGGAAGAUUACAUGAAAUUUUGGAAGGAAUACUCUACUAACAUCAAACUAGGAGUUCUUGAGGACAGUAUUAAUCGAGCAAAAUUGGCGAAACUGCUAAUGUUUCAUUCUUCUUAUAGCAAUAGUAUGACAACCUUGUCAGAAUACAUAGAAAGAGCAAAACCAAAUCAGGAUCAGAUCUAUUACAUUGCAGGGGCUACACUGGAGGACCUGCAAACAUCACCUCUUGUGGAGGGUCUCCUCAGAAGGGGCUAUGAAGUUCUGUAUAUGAUUGAAGCAGUAGAUGAGUACUGUAUAAACAAAUUGCCAGAAUUUGGGAUGAAAAGAUUCCAAAAUAUAGCUAAAGAAGAUUUUAUAAUGCCGAUAGCAGAGGAUGAUAACAUAGACUGGGGAAAAAUUACGGAAGAAUAUGAACCACUCAUCCAUUGGUUAGAAAGAGAUGUAUUAAAAGAGAAAAUACAACGCGCAAAAAUUUCUCAAAGGCUCAUGGAAUCUCCUUGUGCUCUGGUAGCUAGCGUAUUUGGCUAUACAGGGAACAUGGAACGCUUGGCUGUAUCAACAGCUCACAGAAAAUCAUAUCAGAAUGACAACAGAAGCAAAAUAAAGACAAAGAAGAUAAUGGAAAUCAAUCCCCAUCAUGAAUUAAUUAGGGAGUUACAUAGACGAUUUAAGUACCAACCAGGAGAUGAAACUGUGAAACAAAUGGCCAUUAUGUUAUACCGUCUUGCUGCUUUGAAGUCUGGAUAUAUGUUAGAUGAUACCUUCGCAUUUUCUCAAGAAGUAGAAAAUAUGAUGGUAAAACUACUUGGCACUGGAGAGUUCAAGAAAGAUUCUGGAAGGAUCAAAACUGGCAGUAUUGAAAAUGAAGAUAUUCAUGAAGAGCUAUAAGUUUUUAAAAUGAUGUGUUAGCCUUUCCAAAUUUUCUGGAUUAUCUUAGCAGUGAGGCAUGCACAACACAGGCAUGGAUUAAAAAUAAAUUACUUUCAAUAAGUUGUAUAUGUGGGUUUUAUAGUGCAAAAUCAAUGGUGAUAAUAUUGUUUGUGUCAUUAGAGUUCACCUUGUGUUAAAUAAACAAAUAAAUCAUUUUAAUUAAAAGAGUAAUUUCUGUGUAAUAAAAAUUACUAAGCAAUUUGUA
This is a messenger RNA of Schistocerca gregaria, 3165 nucleotides long. Its product is annotated as endoplasmin-like. The coding region runs from base 639 to 2918 and encodes 759 amino acids. Gene Ontology annotation, molecular function: ATP binding; ATP hydrolysis activity; ATP-dependent protein folding chaperone. Gene Ontology annotation, biological process: protein folding. The record is from RefSeq and is a predicted model, not a curated record. The transcript has a single exon. NCBI's taxonomy places the organism in Eukaryota, Metazoa, Arthropoda, Insecta, Orthoptera, Acrididae.